AUGAAGAAGACUCGGCAAACACAUCAGCCCGCCGCAAAGGCUUACAAGGUUGAGGACUCCCAGUGCCUCGUCCGUGUCGACUAUUCAGCCAUAAACCUCUGCGAUUACAACUUCUUCUACAUAGGACUCAAUCCCUUCAUCACCGGUUUCGAAAUGUCCGGCACUGUUGAGAAAACAGGCCCCGACGCACGAUUCCAUGUCGGAGAUGCCGUCUUUGGCAUCUCCCCCGAGUUGGUUGUCGCGAGGUCUGAACUACUCUACAAGAUCCCAGCUGGCGUAUCGUCAAAGGACGCCAGUUUCAUCUGCAUGCCCGCACAUACAGGGGCAGAUGCCUUGUUCAAUGUCAUUGGCUUGGGGCUUACAGCCGCUGGUAUCGCUGGCAUUGACCCUGCCGGCAAGGGGAUUCUCAUCUGGGGCGGUGCGAGCAGUGUUGGAAUGAUGGCUAUUCAGUUGGCUAAGGCUGCUGGGCUCCAGUAUAUCUUUGUAACAGCUUCAGCCAAGAACCAUGACAUCCUGCGAGAGUUUGGCGCCAGCCACUGCUUCGACUACGCGAGCCGCUCCGUGGUUGAAGAUAUUCAACAGUCUCAAAAGACACUCGGCAUUCAUUUAACCUUGGCCUUCGAUACUGUCGGCAAAGGAGUCAUGAGUCCUGCGGAAGAUGGAAGUUCCAGCACUCCUGCGCUCACAAAGAGUGCAUUGGGCGCUUCUGAGGGUCUUCUCUUGGCUUGCACGCUCCCGGUUCACCAAGACCCUGCUUUCGGUAUGUGCACGUCUUAUCGGCCAAGCGACAGUAUGAACGCGAUGGGUGCACCUCAGGAUCCGGACUCAGCUAUCCGUAUACGCACCAUUAUGGAGUACCUGCUGGCUGUCAAGGAUGGGUUCUUAAGACUGCCUGUUGUGACAGUUGUGAACAGCGCUGAGGCUGGUAUCGAGGGAAUUCGACGUGUUGUCGGAGGUGAGAUGAGCUUGGAAAAGCUAACACUGAAGCAUCCACUGGAAUAG
Molecule: messenger RNA, 1002 nt
Organism: Fusarium tjaetaba
Lineage: Eukaryota; Fungi; Ascomycota; Sordariomycetes; Hypocreales; Nectriaceae
Product: alcohol dehydrogenase
Exons: 3
Coding region: 1-1002 (333 amino acids)
Molecular function (GO): oxidoreductase activity, acting on NAD(P)H
Source: RefSeq, a predicted model, not a curated record